AAUGCUGAGAAGUAAAUUGCCUUUGCAGGAGCUUAUUUCCCGCCAUCUCACUCUUCAAAAAUCCCACAUAAACAAUCCCAUAAUUAACAACAACAAGAAAAACCCAAAUCAACUUCUCUUUGAAAAGCUAUUAUCCCACUUGAAAAAAUGCAUUUCCAUAAAACAACUUCAACAAAUCCAAACCCAAAUGCUCAUAAACUCCAUACACAAACCCAACUUCCUUCUUUCCAAAGCCAUUGACCUCAAAAGCUUUGCCUACGCUUCCGCGCUUUUCGCCCACAUCCCCGAACCCAACGACUACGCUUUCAAUGUCAUGAUCCGUGGUCUAACCACGACAUGGCAAAAAUAUGGUCUUGCUCUUGAAUUCCAUUGCCAAAUGAAGGGUUUAAGCCUAAAGACCAACAAAUUCACCUACCCUUUUGUGUUCAUCGCUUGUGCGAACCUUUCGACGCUGAAUCACGGGCGUACUGCUCAUUCGUCGGUCUUUAAGAUUGGUUUGGAUGGUGAUGAGCAUGUCAGUAACUCGCUGAUCACAAUGUAUGCGAGAUGUGGCGAAUUGGGGUGUGCCCGGAAAGUGUUCGAUGAAAUUACCCAAAGAGGGUUGUCGUCAUGGAAUUCGAUGAUCUCGGGGUAUUCGAAGAUGGGGUACGCGCGGGAGGCAGUGGAGUUGUUUGGAGAGAUGAGGGAUGAUGGCAUUGCGCCAGUCGAGAUGACGUUGGUGAGCGUUCUAGGGGCGUGCGGAGACUUGGGAGAUUUGAGUUUGGGAAGAUGGGUGGAGGAGUUUGUUGUUGAAAAGAGUUUAGAAGUGAAUUCUUAUUUGGGUUCUGCAUUGAUUGGUAUGUAUGGAAAAUGUGGUGAUUUGUGCUCUGCAAGGAGGGUCUUUGACAGUAUGACUAAGAAAGAUCUUGUAACUUGGAAUGCCAUGAUUUCAGGGUAUGCUCAAAAUGGAUUGUCA
Morus notabilis is the source of this 955-nucleotide messenger RNA. RefSeq names its product pentatricopeptide repeat-containing protein At2g34400. The annotation marks the transcript as partial. The record is from RefSeq and is a predicted model, not a curated record. Gene Ontology annotation, biological process: RNA modification. The transcript is spliced from 2 exons. Gene Ontology annotation, molecular function: RNA binding; protein binding. NCBI's taxonomy places the organism in Eukaryota, Viridiplantae, Streptophyta, Magnoliopsida, Rosales, Moraceae.